Gordionus sp. m RMFG-2023 is the source of this 753-nucleotide messenger RNA. Its product is annotated as serine/arginine-rich splicing factor 3-like. The transcript is spliced from 5 exons. NCBI's taxonomy places the organism in Eukaryota, Metazoa, Nematomorpha, Gordioida, Chordodea, Parachordodidae. Gene Ontology annotation, biological process: mRNA splicing, via spliceosome. The coding region runs from base 100 to 504 and encodes 134 amino acids. The record is from RefSeq and is a predicted model, not a curated record. Gene Ontology annotation, cellular component: nuclear speck. Gene Ontology annotation, molecular function: RNA binding.
AAUAUAUUUAAAUCUAAAUUUAAUAAUUUGAUAAAUAAUCUGAUCUGUAAAUAAUAAUAAUUUUUCGCCACCCUUAUUUUUGUUGUUGUCCUGAAUAGUAUGUCAUAUAUGAAAAACUGUCCUUUAGAUUGUAAAGUUUAUGUCGGAGAUUUGGGCAAUGGUGUACCGUCUCAUGAAUUAGAAGCUGCCUUUAGUAAGUAUGGCAGAUUAAAAAAUGUAUGGGUUGCAAGAAAUCCACCUGGCUUUGCUUUUGUCGAAUUUGAAGACCCUAGGGAUGCAGAUGAUGCAGUUAGAGCUCUUGAUGGAACUAAGAUAUGUGGUGUCAGGGUUCGUGUGGAAUUGUCACAUGGAAAAAGUAAAAGCAAAGAUUCUGGAGGUCGAAGAAAUAAUAACAAUUCACGUUAUGAUGAUGAUCGUGAUAGAAGGAGAAAUCGGAGAUACUCGAGAUCGAAUAGCCGUGGAAGGUCCAGAAGCUAUAGCAGAGGAAGAGGUAAAUAUGAUUAACAAGAUUUUAGCUGUGUGUGAUAAGAUUUAUCUUCAUUCAGAAAAUUUUUAUAUAAUAAAUUUUUAUUUAUAAUAAUACUGAUCACAAUUUUAUUAUAUGUGUAUAUUUGUAAAAUUAAUUAUAAAAUUUAUUUUUAUAUCAUAAAGCUGCUUGGUAAGCCAUGUUAAGUGGGAACCCUAGAUUUAUUAAUUUUUUACUUAGACUUUAUUUGGUAGUACAUUUUUAUAAUAAACAAUUUUUAGUUGUUA